Hyposmocoma kahamanoa is the source of this 3028-nucleotide messenger RNA. RefSeq names its product O-acyltransferase like protein-like. The record is from RefSeq and is a predicted model, not a curated record. The coding region runs from base 78 to 2246 and encodes 722 amino acids. Gene Ontology annotation, molecular function: acyltransferase activity, transferring groups other than amino-acyl groups. Lineage: Eukaryota; Metazoa; Arthropoda; Insecta; Lepidoptera; Cosmopterigidae. The transcript is spliced from 13 exons.
UCGUUGAAACCGUAGGUGUCACUCGUGUUGACGCCGUUCUUAUUGAAUUUAAUAAAUAAUCUGUAACAUUUUCUAAGAUGAUAUCAAUUAGAGUAAUUUUUGUAGUAUUUUGUGCAUUCGUGUUAACUGACAAAGUAGGUAGUGACCAAAACAAUAGAGCCAUUGAUAUUGAAUGGGAAGAAGCACAUCCACCUUUCGAUCCUAACAUAUAUGAGGAAGUUUUAGAUCCUGAGCUGUGUGCAAAACAAAUAGAAUAUUUGACUAUGAACGACACGCUUUUAAUGAUCACGUUUAUCGAGGCGGGCCCAAGAAUGCCCAGAGGAAUUCUUCAAGGAAAUCUUAUAGACCUAGGAAAUUAUCACCAAUGCCUUGGUAUUAACAGAGAAAUAGAUGACAUGGUUAUCGAUGGAAAGUAUUGUCAAAUAAAUAUCGGAUUGUCAGAUCUUGCAAAUAUAGAAGGUACAACUGAGUUGGAUAACGUAAUAGAAGCUUUUGAAACUAUAAAAGAUGAAGUAAAUUUGUAUAACAUAUUACAAAAUAACUUAGAAAUUUUGAAUGGGAUAAAAACAACGAAAACUUCAAGAACGGAUCUAGUAGAUAUCGGAGCUUUGCGCUUUAGUGUAGCUAUUUGUCUUCCAAAACCUUGCUCCACAAGACCGGCAAUUUCAAAUCUCUUUGGAACAGAGUUGGUCAAUUUUGAGGAACAAUUUUGCCGAUUCAAAAAUGACAAACCUUGGGCUCCGGGACUGUAUGUGGCUAUUGUUGUCUUCAGUAUAAUUGGUUUACUGGCUAUUCUUGGUACUAGCUACGAUAUCUGGAAUACACAAAUUAAGAAACGAGAUCCCAAAUCUCUCAAUGCAAUUUGUCUAUCGUUCUCAGUAUACACAAAUUCUCGUCGUCUCGUUACAUAUAAACCAGUUCGCGGUUCUUUGGAAUGUGUAGACGGUAUCAGAGCAAUAACUAUAACUUGGAUUGUAAUCGGGCAUUCAUUUAGUGGUACUGCACCACUUAUAAAUGGCCUGGAGUUUUUCCAGUGGGGUUUGUCAUUCAGUGCCAUUUGGUUGACUUCGGCCGAUAUUGGUGUGGACACAUUCUUCAUGCUAAGCGGUUUGAUGAUUGUCUACACAACUGUUGGAAAAAUUAGCAGUAUGAAACUAUUAAAAAAAUUGCAUUUGUUUUACCUAAGUCGACUUGUACGACUGUAUCCUCUACUAGCCACUACCGUGUUGCUGCAAGCUGGUGUAGCACAUUAUAUGUAUGACGGUGCUAUGUGGUCUGUAGUAGCUGCCGUGACCACAAAUUGUAGGAGAAGCUGGUGGUUAACAUUGCUUUAUGUGCAAAACUUUUUUCGACCAAUGUGUUUAUCUAGUUCCUGGUACUUAGCAAUUGAUAUGCAGUUACAUAUCUUGUCUCCACUGAUUUUAAUCUGGGUAUUGUCAGGCAAAAAGAAUCUCGCCUGGUCGGCUUUGGUUGUUGGAUUGUUGAUUUCUCUCACUGCGUCGUCAACUUACAACUUCUUAAACAAUUUCAUCGGUACUAACACACGACUUGUACCUGAUCCUGUAGAGUUUGAAAGAUACUCGAAAUAUUAUUACUUCAGUACAUUAACAAGAUGUUCACCUUUCUUUGUCGGAAUGUGCUUUGGAUACUUUAUCCAUGUUUGGCGAGAAAAUAACAUUCGAUUAACAAGGAUCUUGAAUUGUAUAUUAUGGAUAGUUACCUUAGCUGUACUGUGGUUGGCAUUCUACGCGACCGAGCCAAUGAAAAAAAUUGGUUAUGAUAACCAAAUUUACGACAACUUUGUGAAUUCCUUCAUGCGACCAGUGUGGGCUCUUGGAGUUGGCUGGCUUGUUCUUGCUUGCGCUGAAGGUUACGGAGGCCCCAUCAACUGGUUUUUGUCACUACGAAUGUGGAAAUUGCCGUCUCGACUUUCGUACGCGAUAUAUUUGUUGCAUGAGCCCGUACAAAUCAUCAUAGUUGGAGCAGCUACGCAACUCCUUUAUUUUUCUGUGUGGAAUUUUUUUUACAUUUUCUGUGGUCAGUUUGUGAUAUAUUUCAUCGUCAGCUUUAUUUUCACAAUUCUGGUUGAUUCUCCAUGUUCCACUCUUUUCAAAGUGUUUUUAGGAAACAGUUACAAAAAAACUGAUUCAGGCCAACGAGGUGAUGAAAAUACGUCCAAAAAUCGACUUGCGAUAAGCCAGCAACAAAACGAGUUACUCAAUGUUCAGAAUAAAGACGCGACAUGAUAUGUUUUGUUAAGUGAAAUAUAUUUUUUAUACUACAAAGGAUUGAUAAUAAAAAUGUGACAAGAUAUUUCAUGUGGUUUACGUGGAGACGUACAAGUACACAUCACAUAGAUCCUUAAAAAUAUAACUUGCUACAUAUUUCGUAGUGCUAGAGCUCCUUGUAAAAGAGUUCGUCCAGGAAAAUACUACAGCCAACUUACCCAUUUCCGCCGCCAAGUAGCAAUGUAAACAUUAUUGCGUUCCGGUUUUGAAGGGCACUGCGUCCGUUCCUUACCUGAGAAUGUGAAAAUCUAGAAAACUCGGACCGACUUUGGAUGUCGCUUAUGCACUAAGUCUGAUACAAAUCCGAGAAAAUGUCGUCAACUUUAUGUAUUGUUAGUACAUUAUGAAGACGCAGAAAUAAGAAGUUUUAAGUGCACUACUCCUGUUGAACUGACUUUUCAGGGAAACAGUUUAUGAUAAUUACUAUGAACUUAAACAAGUUACUUGCUGUUUUUCUUCAUCCCACCGCGCAGCCGUCACCACCGCGUCGGGAUUCGGAUUGGAUGCAAUGUGCAAGCGUUAAUACAAAUAAUACCGAGAAAAUAAUAUUUCGAAUUGAAGGUAUUCUCGAAUUCGGAAAACAGAAUUCGGAUUUAGUUCGCAAUCCGUCAUACAACUAGUAUAGACUACUUCGGACCGUCAUUUCUCGUAUUCGGAACUGAUGGGUACAAAAGCUCUAAGUAAAAUUAUAGACACAAAUGAGACUCGCCAACUUAGGGUGACAUAUGGCUUACCUUUCC